Molecule: messenger RNA, 2068 nt
Organism: Eptesicus fuscus (big brown bat)
Lineage: Eukaryota; Metazoa; Chordata; Mammalia; Chiroptera; Vespertilionidae
Gene: RBM39
Product: RNA binding motif protein 39
Exons: 17
Coding region: 322-1914 (530 amino acids)
Biological process (GO): mRNA processing
Cellular component (GO): nucleus
Molecular function (GO): RNA binding
Source: RefSeq, a predicted model, not a curated record
AUGCGUGUUAGUGAAUGUGAGUACGGGGAAGCAGCGGCCGCCAUUUCAGAGAGUCUGCAGACGCCGUCGCAGGGUUGAAUCCUGAGCUGCCGAAGUCUCCGUCCUGCACUCCCGCGCGGGCUUCUCUAAUCCCAUUGUUUCUUUUAGAUUCGCUCGGGCCUAUCCGCCCUCGGAGCCCGAAAUUCGGGCUGGGCGUACCGCGGCCCGGGCCUAGAGACUUAACUGUAGCAACCGCGGCGGCGACGGCAGCUGCAGCAGCCCUCCUCUUUCCGGAUACGAGCACCACAGGGGCCCAGAAGCCCGCGCAGGCGUUUAGAGAAAAUGGCAGACGAUAUUGAUAUUGAAGCAAUGCUUGAGGCUCCUUACAAGAAGGAUGAGAACAAGUUGAGCAGUGCUAAUGGCCAUGAAGAACGUAGCAAAAAGAGGAAAAAAAGCAAGAGCAGAAGUCGUAGUCAUGAACGAAAAAGAAGCAAAAGUAAGGAACGGAAGCGAAGCAGAGAUAGAGAAAGGAAAAAGAGCAAAAGCCGUGAAAGGAAGCGAAGUAGAAGCAAAGAAAGGAGACGGAGCCGCUCAAGAAGUCGAGAUCGCAGAUUCAGAGGCCGCUACCGAAGUCCUUACUCCGGACCAAAAUUUAACAGUGCCAUCCGAGGAAAGAUUGGGUUGCCUCAUAGCGUCAAAUUAAGCAGACGACGUUCCCGAAGCAAAAGUCCAUUCAGAAAAGACAAGAGCCCCGUGAGGGAACCUAUUGAUAAUCUAACUCCUGAGGAAAGAGAUGCAAGGACGGUUUUCUGCAUGCAGCUGGCAGCAAGAAUUCGGCCAAGGGAUCUGGAAGAGUUUUUUUCUACAGUAGGAAAGGUUCGUGAUGUGAGGAUGAUUUCUGAUAGAAAUUCAAGACGGUCCAAGGGAAUUGCUUAUGUGGAGUUUGUUGAUGUUAGCUCAGUGCCUCUAGCAAUAGGAUUAACUGGCCAACGUGUUUUAGGAGUGCCAAUCAUAGUACAGGCGUCACAGGCAGAAAAAAACAGAGCUGCAGCAAUGGCAAACAAUCUACAAAAGGGAAGUGCUGGACCUAUGAGGCUUUAUGUGGGCUCGUUACACUUUAACAUAACUGAAGAUAUGCUGCGGGGGAUCUUUGAGCCUUUUGGAAGGAUUGAAAGUAUCCAGCUCAUGAUGGAUAGUGAAACAGGUCGAUCCAAGGGAUAUGGAUUUAUUACGUUUUCUGAUUCAGAAUGUGCCAAGAAGGCUUUGGAACAACUUAAUGGAUUUGAGCUAGCAGGAAGGCCAAUGAAAGUUGGUCAUGUUACUGAACGAACUGAUGCUUCCAGCGCUAGCUCCUUUUUGGACAGCGAUGAACUGGAAAGGACUGGAAUUGAUUUGGGAACAACUGGUCGUCUUCAAUUAAUGGCAAGACUUGCAGAAGGUACGGGUUUGCAGAUCCCACCAGCAGCACAGCAAGCUCUACAAAUGAGUGGCUCCUUGGCAUUUGGUGCUGUGGCAGAAUUCUCUUUUGUUAUAGAUUUGCAAACAAGACUUUCUCAACAGACUGAAGCUUCAGCUUUAGCUGCAGCUGCCUCUGUUCAACCUCUUGCAACACAGUGUUUUCAACUCUCUAACAUGUUUAACCCUCAAACAGAAGAAGAAGUUGGAUGGGAUACAGAGAUUAAGGAUGAUGUGAUUGAAGAAUGUAAUAAACAUGGAGGAGUUAUUCAUAUUUAUGUUGACAAAAAUUCAGCUCAGGGCAAUGUGUAUGUGAAGUGCCCAUCAAUUGCUGCAGCCAUUGCUGCUGUAAAUGCAUUGCAUGGCAGAUGGUUUGCUGGUAAAAUGAUAACAGCAGCAUAUGUACCUCUUCCAACUUAUCACAACCUCUUUCCUGAUUCUAUGACAGCAACACAACUACUGGUCCCAAGUAGACGAUGAAGGAAGAUAUAUAGUCUCUUAUGUACAUAGCUCUUUUUCUUUUGAGAAUUCAUCUUGAGUUAUCUUUUAUUUAGAUAAAAAUAAAGAGGCAAGGGUCUACUGUCAUUUGUAUACAAUUCCUGUUACCGUGAAAAAAUAAAAAUGUUAACAGGAA